Vitis vinifera (wine grape) is the source of this 1678-nucleotide messenger RNA. RefSeq lists its product as uncharacterized. The transcript is spliced from 2 exons. Bases 796 to 1467 code for a protein of 223 amino acids. Lineage: Eukaryota; Viridiplantae; Streptophyta; Magnoliopsida; Vitales; Vitaceae. The record is from RefSeq and is a predicted model, not a curated record.
UACAUAUUAUAGGGGACCCAUGUAAAUGAAAUAUGAAUUACAGUAGUUACUACCAAAGGUACGGUGGAAGGUCUGAAGUUUGGUGGCUGCUUGUGUGGUGGGAGGGCAAAGGGUGACCUCAUGAUUUGCAACAAAAUCUUGAUAUUUUAACACACUUUUGAGGCUUUAACUUGGUCAAGUUUUUAAAAUAUCUCAACCCCAUGACUGAGUCUAUCUCUGGCUUAAAAUUAUCUCAGCUUUGAAUCAAACAAAAAUAUAGCUAUCCGGGCAUUCCCUUGAGAAAUGCUUUGGGAUGUGGCUUUCCCAGAAUGUGUACCUAUUUUUGGAGCACUGUUUGCUACAAGUAGAAGCUAAUUCAUGGACAAGAUUCAAUAUAGAAAUGACCUUAACUUGUAAAAGAAAUAACAGAUCCAACUGAAUCUGCAGAAAAAAAAAAAAAAAAAAGUUAUAAAUUUGGAGAAUUAUUUGGAAAGGUUAACUUUGCCCUCAGCCUGUUGAAUUAAGUCUCAGAGUUUAAAGAAUAAUUGGGUUGUGAAAAUAAGAAAUUAUGAAGGAAAAUGAGAGGGAAUGAUAUCGAACUGCAUCAAGUACUUGCGUUGAGGGUGAGAAGUACAAAUUUAAUUCUGUUUGGCAUUGGUGCUUGCUUUGCUUCUUCGUCUAUAUUCACCCUUCAUUCCACACAUGGAAUCGGAUCCUUCCCCCUUUACCAUGUUAUUAAAUGCCAAAGUCUCCUUAGAGCAAUGCAAAAAGGAAAAAUAUUAGAGAUAAGAAUCCAACUCAUUCUUUAGAGAAGCCAUGAUUUUCAAGAACAAUAGCAUUGAGCUCCUCUUCUUGGCUAGUAUCAUUCUUCUCAGUAUCGCAGCUGAAAAAUCCAGACUGCUGGUUGGAGAAGAAAAUUCAUCAAAAAGUUGGACAGGGAAGUUUACAGUCUUUAACUGCUUUGACGUGGGCACUGGGACGAUAGCAUGUGUGGUCAAGGAGGUUGUGAGGAUCUAUCUACACUAUAUCAGGGCGGUUCAUGUACGAAAAGUAAGAGCAGAGGCAGAAACGGAAGCACUGAAUGAGGGAUUCUCACAGGGACUGAGCUAUGAAGAUUCCAGCAAGCAGGCAUGUGAAAAGGGAGAUGCAGCAGCAAGGAGGGCAUAUCUCCAAGCCAAGCACAUCAUGGGGCAUUUGAUUUCCUCAGGAUGGGACGUUUUUGAAACUCUGUACGUUGGGGGCACCAUUACAGAAGGGUUAAUUAGGGGCAGUGGUACACUGUUGGGAUCACAUGCCGGUGGCUACAUUGGAGAGCAGAGGCUUGGGUGGAUUGGGUCUCUUGUUGGAAGCCACAUGGGGAGUUGGGUUGGAGGAAGAAUAGGUCUAAUGGCUUAUGAUGUGGGGAAUGGAGUUCAGUACUUGCUUCAACUUGUUGGUAAAGAACAUAGCUCUAAUGGAAGCUCUAGUUCGAGGGGUUCUUUGCUUUAGUGCAGAAAAAGGGAGAUCAAUACGUUGCUUACUAAUGAAUUAAUUGUAGCAAAAGACCAAGCAGAUAUUGCGCUUUCCUUGGUGUAAUAUGAAAACUUCCACACAAGUUCGCAUGAAUAUUUCUACUUGGAGUGUUAACUAGCAUCGGUUUAUUCCAGAUUCUUUUAACUUCUAAAGCAAAUGGGAGCUUAACAUCCUCUAGAACAUUCAA